This is a messenger RNA of Pseudomyrmex gracilis, 501 nucleotides long. It is a transcript of the gene RpL39, whose product is annotated as 60S ribosomal protein L39. NCBI's taxonomy places the organism in Eukaryota, Metazoa, Arthropoda, Insecta, Hymenoptera, Formicidae. The transcript has 3 exons. Gene Ontology annotation, biological process: translation. The record is from RefSeq and is a predicted model, not a curated record. Gene Ontology annotation, molecular function: structural constituent of ribosome. The coding region runs from base 107 to 262 and encodes 51 amino acids. Gene Ontology annotation, cellular component: cytosolic large ribosomal subunit; ribosome.
GCGCGCGCGCGCGCGAACGAGUGUGCGUUCGUCUACAAGACAAUAUUUUAUCCUAGCCGAACGCUCCGCACGCACGUUUUUCGUUCGCUUCUGCCGGAGAGAAACGAUGUCGGCGCACAAGACAUUCCGCAUCAAGCGAAAGCUCGCCAAAAAGCUGAAGCAAAACAGACCGAUUCCACAGUGGGUGAGAAUGCGGACUGGCAACACCAUCCGGUACAACGCAAAGAGGCGUCACUGGAGGAGAACCAAGUUGAAGCUCUAAAUUAUACCGAACUUUGCAUUGGCGUCACAUCUAUACCUUAUGGAUUUGAUACAUCGCGUAGGAAUCACAGAAAAGAUCAAAACCAUGGAAAGUAAUGGUGUAUUUUUUUUUUAUUUCUCACACACGUGUCAAGAUGUUUGUGUUAAACUUCAAAUCAGAGAACAAAAUUAAAAACUGUUGAGACAGGGGACAGAUGUGAUUUGUUUUCUUCAAUGUAAAUAAAUAUACGUUCGAUGUAA